GAUCGAUGCGAGUAAUAUCGAUACAACGCAAGUGUUUAUCAAUGCUUAUUAUUUGUGGUUUGUGGUUAGCUAUACGGAUAGUUCACUAAUUACAAUAAAUAUUGUGUUAAGCUUUGUUAUUUGUUAAUAACUUGAUUAAUUUACUGGGGAAGCAUGCCGGGUGCAGUUGAACACCGGGCUGUUACACCACUAAUACAAUUGAUUCGAGAGACAUUUCGUGGUAAGAAAGUCGUGUUAGCGAUUAGAUAUUCUGAUGAACUAGCAGCGCGCACUCAACCUCCGCCAAAUGUACCAGGAGGACCUUAUCAUAAGACUUCUCAGAUUUAUUAUUACACUCGAGAUGCAAGACGAGAAGUUGAACCACCAUUAUUGAUUAGUGGAUCAAAACAGAUUGGCACAGAGAAUGAAUCUCCUGUUGAAGAGAAACAUCUUAGUCCAGGGAAAACUUACAAUUGGGAUUCUUAGUUUCAUAAAGUUUACCUAGAAGAUGUUAUAUUGCAAAUUACACAUUGAUGUAAUAUAUUAUAUAAUGGUAGAUUUGCUCUGACAUAAUUAUUGUACAUAGAAAAUAAAUUAAGCUACUUAAUUA
This is a messenger RNA of Formica exsecta, 589 nucleotides long. RefSeq names its product NADH dehydrogenase [ubiquinone] 1 alpha subcomplex subunit 7-like. Gene Ontology annotation, biological process: ATP synthesis coupled electron transport; mitochondrial electron transport, NADH to ubiquinone. Gene Ontology annotation, cellular component: mitochondrial inner membrane. The record is from RefSeq and is a predicted model, not a curated record. The transcript has 4 exons. NCBI's taxonomy places the organism in Eukaryota, Metazoa, Arthropoda, Insecta, Hymenoptera, Formicidae. The coding region runs from base 154 to 465 and encodes 103 amino acids.